Loxodonta africana (African savanna elephant) is the source of this 1349-nucleotide messenger RNA. It is a transcript of the gene MCAT, whose product is annotated as malonyl-CoA-acyl carrier protein transacylase. Gene Ontology annotation, molecular function: transferase activity. Bases 1 to 1146 code for a protein of 381 amino acids. NCBI's taxonomy places the organism in Eukaryota, Metazoa, Chordata, Mammalia, Proboscidea, Elephantidae. The transcript is spliced from 4 exons. The record is from RefSeq and is a predicted model, not a curated record.
AUGAGCGUCCGGGUCGCACGGGCCGCGUGGGCCCGGUGCUGGGGUGCCGGCUGCCGCCGCGGCGCCGCGAGCUUCCCGGUGCCUCCCGUGGGCGAGGCGGGCGUGGCCGAGCUGCUGCGGGGCGCGGCGGUGGGCGAUGCGCCCUGGGGGGCGGCGGCGCGGCGGACGCCGGCCCAGAGCUCCGUGCUGCUCUUCCCCGGCCAGGGCAGCCAGGCGGUGGGCAUGGCGGGCGGCCUGCUCCGCUACCCGCGCGUCCGCGAGCUCUACGCCGCCGCCCGCCGCGUGCUGGGCUACGACCUGCUGGAGCUGAGCCUGCACGGGCCGCAGGAGGCCCUGGACCGCACGGCGCACUGCCAGCCCGCCGUCUUCGUGGCUUCGCUGGCCGCCGUGGAGAAGCUCCAUCAUCUGCAGCCCGAGGCCAUUGAGAGCUGUGUUGCUGCUGCUGGAUUCAGCGUGGGAGAAUUUGCAGCCCUGGUGUUUGCUGGAGCCAUGGAGUUCUCUGAAGGUUUGUAUGCAGUGAAAAUUCGAGCUGAGGCCAUGCAAGAAGCCUCGGAAGCUGUUCCCAGUGGGAUGCUGUCUGUCCUCGGCAAACCCCAGUCCAAGUUCAACUUUGCCUGUUUGGAAGCCCAGGAGCACUGCAAGUCUUUGGGGAUAGAGAACCCCGUUUGCGAAGUGGCCAACUACCUCUUUCCUGACUGCAGGGUGAUUUCCGGACACCUAGAGGCUUUGCGGUUUCUACAGAAGAAUUCCUCACAGUAUCAUUUCAGACGCACCAAAAUGUUGCCGGUUAGCGGCGGGUUUCACACUCGCCUCAUGGAGCCCGCUGUGGAGCCCCUGACUGAAGUGCUAAAGACAAUCGAGUUUAAGGAGCCUUUGGUGUCCAUCCAUUCAAACGUCCAUGGGAAUAAAUACACGCAUCCGAAACACAUCCAGAAGCUGCUGGUGAAGCAGCUCGUCUCCCCAGUGAAGUGGGAGCAGACCAUGCAUGCCAUAUAUGAGAGGAAGAAGGGCACCGAGUUCCCCAGAACCUUCGAGGUGGGCCCGGGGAAGCAGCUGGGAGCUGUCCUGAAAAGCUGUAACCUGCAGGCCUGGAAGUCCUACAGCCAUGUGGAGGUGCUGGAGGCCGACGAGGCCCAGGACCUGUAGGAGUGCCCCCUCAAACAGCCAGGGCAUCUUGGCUUAGGGGGUAGGAGGGCUCCCGGGGGACUAGCCUGUCUGCGCAGAGCUAUCUGCAGGGGAGAGGCCUGGGAUGUAUCUGCACUGCCUUCUUAACAAGGAGUGAUGGAAGGUUUGCAAAGUGCUCUGAGUCACCACAUAAACACUAGAAGUGAGUAUUUCUUUACAUGAAA